Molecule: messenger RNA, 1786 nt
Organism: Manihot esculenta (cassava)
Lineage: Eukaryota; Viridiplantae; Streptophyta; Magnoliopsida; Malpighiales; Euphorbiaceae
Product: dnaJ homolog subfamily B member 6
Exons: 6
Coding region: 634-1302 (222 amino acids)
Source: RefSeq, a predicted model, not a curated record
GUGUUAUUGAAAUUUUAAAUGUAACUUAUUUUGUAUUGAUAAAAAUGAAAUUAAUCACAGUAAAUUGUAAUUAAAAAUAAAAUAAAAUUCGCGUCUAGUCCAACUCCUAGUUUUAAAAGAUGAGAAGAAUGGGACCAUAGUUUUUUCAUGUGCCGGCUAAAAGGACCAAUAGCAGAACGCAGAACCUUCUCGACGACUAAAUCUACCAAAAUAUCUUCCUCCCCUCAGUCUCUACCGUCCACAUGAACCCCAAGACCUUAUCUCUGAGAUAUUUUUAUUUUUUCCAAAACACAUUAUUAUUUUAUUUUUUUAUAAACAUUUAAAUUAUUAAGAAACUAUAUAAAUGCCCGUUUCUGCAGACUUCUUGAGUCACAACAUUUUAUGAAGCAGAGGGAAAUAAGCUGAGCUCUUUCUUUUAUUUCUUUUUAUUCUCCUCCCCUUAAAGUUGCCCCCCAAUAGAAACUGCUGCCAAGUUUCCAUGCAGCAUCUUUGUGUUUCUUUUAUUUUUGGUGAUUUCUGUACGUGGGUUUGUGUCUGUACUGUGUUUUAGCUUGGGUCAGUGUAAUUUGUCGACAAGAAAGAAGUUUGUUCUUGGGUGUGCCGGUUUUUUUGGAUUGUUUUCUGAUAGGAAUAAUGGCAAAUGGGGAAGAUAAAAGCAAAAGCAAAGACUUCUAUGAAGUUUUGGGGUUGAAUAAAGGAUGCACUACAUCAGAGCUCAAGAAUGCUUAUAAGAAUCUGGCACUGAGAUGGCACCCAGAUCGCUGUUCAGCUUCAGGGAAUUCAAAGUUUGUGGAAGAAGCCAAACAGAAUUUUCAGGCAAUACAACAAGCAUACUCUGUUCUCUCUGACUCCAACAAGAGGUUUCUGUACGAUGUAGGUGCUUAUGACAAUGAUGAAGACGAUAAUGGGAUGGGUGAUUUUUUUAGUGAAAUGGCAAGCAUGAUAAGCCAAACAAAGCCUAAUGAAAAUGGGAAAACUCUUGAGGAUUUACAAGACUUAUUUGAAGAAAUUUUUCAAGAGGAUAUUGGGUCAUUUGGAGGAAGCUGUCAAGCUGCUGCUAGCACUACUACUAUGUCUUCUUCUACCUCUUCUUCCUAUGCAUCUUACAGUGAAAGUUCCAGUUUCAAUUACACAAGUACUUCCUCAGUUAUGAACUUCGGGGAGUUCAAUGAUGUGGAGGAUUCUCUUGGCUUUGGGUCUCAUUUUCAGAAAUUCUGUUUAGGGACAGGUGGAACACCAACAAAAUUUCAAGAAGGGGAAGGGAGCAAGAGGAAGAGGAAUUCAAGGAGGAGCAGGAGGUAGAAGCAGAAAGAAACAUGGCAGGAAACAAAAUAUUCCUUCAUCUGGGCUUGAUGUGUCCUCUGAAGACCAUGGAAUUUCUACUUUAUGAAACCAGGUUGCACCACCACCACCAACCCACUCAUUCCCACGGCUGAUACAGAAACAAAACGGCUGCGAAGGAGAAGAUUAAUUAAGAAGGGGCAUUGCCUGGCAAAUACAAAUCCAUUGGCACUACCAACGAAUUAACACUGGAAACCAAGCAUGGUGGACAAGGGUCAUGGUGAAAAUUUUGCCAUUAAUUCCUGGCUGUCCUGUUUGAGCUUUGCUUGGUGGCAGUAUUUGCCCCUUGGCUCUUUUAGUGGUCCUCACUGUACGUUUGAUUGUCAUAAAAAUUUUCUUACUUGUACCCCUAGUUUCUUCAUCUUUGAACAAGUUUCAUAUAUAGUCUUAGUGAGAUUCUAGUUUCUUGUCAAUUAAAUACUAUGCAAAAUUUCUUGUUUAUUCA